Daphnia pulicaria is the source of this 3804-nucleotide messenger RNA. RefSeq names its product WD repeat-containing protein 35-like (gene Oseg4). Gene Ontology annotation, cellular component: non-motile cilium; intraciliary transport particle A. Gene Ontology annotation, biological process: non-motile cilium assembly; intraciliary retrograde transport; protein localization to cilium. The record is from RefSeq and is a predicted model, not a curated record. The coding region runs from base 84 to 3509 and encodes 1141 amino acids. Gene Ontology annotation, molecular function: protein binding. Lineage: Eukaryota; Metazoa; Arthropoda; Branchiopoda; Diplostraca; Daphniidae. The transcript is spliced from 15 exons.
CGACAGGAGUGACAGGACUGAAACACUAACUGGCAACUGGCAUUGAAAAGUGUAUUCAAACAGAAGCUUGUAACCACAAGAAGAUGUUUGUCUACCUCAGUAAAAAAAUUGCUAUUCCAAACAGCAUUUUGUUAAAAUGCAUUGCCUGGGACAAAGAAAAUGGAUAUUUAGCUUGUGGGGGCGACGAUGGUCUCUUGAAAAUUGUUCGGUUGGAUUCCAAUCAGAAUCAGAAUGUACCUAAUUCAAUUGGUCAAGCCCAACAACAACAGUCCAAUCUUUCUGCAAAUCAAACCUUAGAAGGGCACAAUGGAUGUGUGAGCAUUGCAGUGUGGAAUGAAACUAGCCAGAAGUUGACAACCAGUGACCAGAAUGGCUUGAUAAUCGUCUGGGUUUUCUUUAAAGGAACCUGGCACGAAGAAAUGAUAAACAAUAGAAACAAGUCUGUGGUAACAGGAAUGACAUGGAAUGGUGAUGGCCAAAAAAUCUGCAUUGUUUACGAAGAUGGUGCUGUUAUUGUAGGAAGUGUCGAUGGUAACCGUUUAUGGGGACGUGACCUGAAGAAUGUCCAACUUAGUCAAGUUGACUGGUCACCAGACUCAAAAAUGAUAUUAUUUGGAUUAAGCAAUGGGGAAGUACACCUUUAUGACAGUGCAGUUACAUUCAUAAUGAAACUCGGUUUGAAGGCAGAGUGUACCCUGGUUGCGCUGAAAUGGUUCAAGUAUUCCAUCUACCCAGAAAAUCCAUCUUUAGCAAUUUUAUUUACCGACGGCACUCUACAAUUGAUGAAAAGCGACCAAGAUGACAGCCCUAUUUUAAUUAAUACUCAACUUAAACCAGUUGACUGCCAGUGGAAUCAUGAUGGCACAUUAUUAGCUAUUGCCGGCCGUUCAUCUGAUUCAAAUCCUGGACCGAACCAGAACAACAUCAAUUUUUAUACUCCUCUCGGAAAAUUAAUUAGGACCAUGAAGUUACCAGGAAACCAAAUUGCUGGUUUAAGCUGGGAAGGUCACUCUCUCCGUCUAGCUUUUGCCAUAGAUUCGUUCAUCUACUUGGCUCAGGUCAAACAUGACUACAUGUGGACUUGCUUUUCUAAUACCCUAGUUUAUCAUUUCCACAGAAGGAAUAAGCCAGAGAGCUAUGUCAUGUUCUGGGAUACCAAAAAUAAUGAGCGUUACGUGAAACAAGUUCGUCAGUUUAUUGGUACUGCUUCUUGUGGAGAUCACUGCGUUCUAGCUACCCGACUUGACGAUGAAGAGAUUCAGAUAAGCACUCAGUGUGACUUCGGACUUAUCCUCUGUAACGCAUUAGGCACUCCUGUCGACAGCAAAUAUGUCAGUUUGGAACCACGUUUGGUGGCAAUGACUUCCAGUCACGUCAUCACUGCUUCUGAUAGAAGCUUCAUGCUUUGGCAUUAUCGUACACCACGAUCUCAAACUACGAUAGACCUAGCAGGCAUCAAGCGAGAAAACAAAGAAAAAAUCUACAGUAUAGAGACGUUUUUGAGCGGUGAACAUUCCUUAUCGUGCGUCACAGCCCGAGACAAUGUGUUAAUUUUUGGAACCGACUCCCGCAAAUUGCUAGGAUUCAAUCUCAGCUCAACGACUGUCCAAUUUGUCAGUGAUAUUCAGCUGAAUUUCGAACCAGUGAAAAUGUCUCUCAAUUCCAAUUGCACGAAACUGGCAAUUUUAGAUCACAACGGAAUAUUGCAUAUUCUCCAACUGGAAGUCGACGGGGCAUCCUUUACACUUGGCAGUGUUUUGUCGUUUGAACGACGAGAUGUAUGGGACUUGUGUUGGGCAAUGGACAACCCUGAACUAUUUGCGUUGAUGGAGAAAACACGCAUGUACAUAUUUCGCAAUUUAGAACCUGAAGAACCGGUUGUGUGUUCCGCAUAUCUUUGCCAUUUCAAGGAUUUAGAAAUUUUCGCUGUUUCACUUGGAGAUGUGUUGAAAGAUCCUGAAAACCCUUCGAAAGAUGAUUUAGUUGCAAUGGAAACUAAAUCUUUAAGGGAUACUAGGCACCUUCUGGAGAAAGUAGGAACAAACGAAGCCUAUCAAUUUGUAGAAGAAAAUUCUCACCCGCGUUUGUGGAGACUUCUCGCGGAAUCAGCUCUUCAGCAAUAUGAUUUACAAGCAGCCGAAUCUGCCUUUGUGCGAUGUGCUGAUUUUGCUUCGUUGCAGUUGUUGCACCGGCUGAAAAAUCUCCCCACUGGAUCUGCAUUGGUUAAAGCAGAAGUGGCAGCUUACUUUCACAAAUUUGACGAUGCUGAAAGUAUCUACAUAGAGAACGACAGGAGAGACUUGGCUAUGGCACUCCGCCGCAAACUGGGUGACUGGGCGCGAGUUUCCGAAUUGCAGAACGCAGCCACUUCGACUGAUUUAGAGAACAAGUCCACUUACAAUCAGAUGGGCAACUUCUUUGGCGAUCGUCAUCAAUACACCCAAGCCUCUCGCUAUUACAAGUUGGCCGAGAACAAUGAAAAGUUGGUUGACUGCUACUACAACAUGGAAGACUACGAUAAUUUGGAAAAGUUGGUAGACUCGUUGGAGGAAAGGGAUCCUCUUAUUUCGAAAAUCGCCUCCAUGUUCACUUCGGUUGGGCUGUGUCAGCAAGCUGUUCAAUGCUACCUAAAAUGCAAUCAAAUGAAAGCAGCGCUGGACACCUGCGUUACACUUCACCAAUGGAAUAUGGCAGUUGAACUUUCUCGGCAAAUUCAGGUCCCGGAAAUAGCUUCACGUUUGGUUUCUCAUGCCGAUCGACUUCUAGAGCACGGGAAGAUAUCUGAUGCUGUGGAACUCUUUCGCAAAGCCAACUGCCACAAAGAAGCCUCCAACUUAUUGUUUCAGGUCGGCGAACAAGCAAUUAAAAAAUGGAACGAUCCUUUGAAAAUCAAAAAGUUGUUUGUUCUGGCUGCCUUGCUUACCGAAGAGGCUAAAAACGUCACCACUCAAAAUUCACUCACAAUGGAACGCGUUUCAAAGUUUCUAGAUGCUCCUUGGCGUCCAGCGGAAGCUUGGCACUACUUCAUACUAGCUCAGCAGCAGUUCCAGCAAGGCAAACUCGUCGCUGUCAUGGCCACCUCUGUCAAGCUACAGGAUUACACCGAUAUCCUUGACGAAGAGACCGUGUUCUCAAUGUUGGCCCUGGCUAGCGCUCUCAACAAGUGUUUCAACGUUUGUUCAAAAGCUUUCACUUGCCUGGAAUCCAUUCCUUCUUUAAGUCCAGCCGACCGCGAGAGUUACAGUCUCUUGGCAUUGGAUAUUUUCACCAAAUAUCCACCCAAAGAUGGUCGAUCUAGCCAGAUUGAAUGCCCCCACUGCGCAACUGAUAUUCAAGACUGGUCGAAUAACUGCCCGGAAUGCAACAAUCGAUUCUCAAGUUGCGUGGCUACAGGGAGACCUUUAAUGGAUACUUCGUUGAUUUGGACUUGCAGAGUUUGCAAGCAUAGCGCUGCAGAGCACGACGUGCUUACAAGAAAUUCUUGUCCACUUUGUCAUUCCCCUAUUUAAAACGCUGGAUUUUCCACCAUGAAUGUAUCAAAACUGUUAAUUUAAUCCGUCCACACAUUCGUGUCAUCCAUAUCAAAGCAGAUCUCAAAAUGAUUUUCAUAGCAUUGAUAAAUGAUCGUGAUUGCAUAAUAAUGCAUAUAGAAACACAUUUACGCUCUGUGUAAUGAUUCGCCCUUUUUAAGUCGGAUUUGUAUUUGAAACCGACAGUAUUUAUUUAUUGUUUGUCUAUGCUCGUUAGGUCGUGCAUUUUUUUUUGUGGGAUUAACGCUGAAAUAUAUAAGGGAAUCUUGCUAUC